CGACGACGACGACAGCCACCACACUGCUACUACCGAGCUGCGACGACGAGAACUGGCACUCAAAUAGAGCAGCCCAAGGUGGCUUCACUUGCAGGAGCACAUCUCCUUGCCCAUAUCCGCUCCAAUACCCGUCGCCUUGCUUGGUCGCCACAUACCGUCCCGAUUAGGAGUUACACCACAACAUCCUCCUGCUACAACACCAUGGCCACUGCAUCUUCGGCCAACGACGACGAACAUCCUUCCUAUCAGCCACCUACAGCACCUACAGGCACUCUGCCGAAGCCUAUACUGGCGAGACAACGAGCGAAACAAGAGGCCGAAAUGUCUGGCGACGCCCCUCCUCCCAAGGCCUCCUAUUUCCCGCUCGGUUACAAGGAAGCCUACUCGCAAUGGUGGACGUCCUUGACGCCAGCAGUGACGGAGCACCGAGUCAUGUCGUUCAUCCCAUAUCUGCGGAGUCCGCCCACAGUCGCCUCGCCCGCGGGAAGUUCGCCGGCCAGCAACAACGCCAGCACGACGAGUGUGGACCAGAAGAAUGCAACGAACGCAGCAGACGCGUCCAUGCAACGGACAGUGAGCGUGGAGGAUCCGUACGGUCCGAGGCAAUGGCAGAGUGAGAUGGUCCCACUAAAGGGCAAGAAUCGUUAUCUGAAUGAGUUCAGUGUGGAGCGGAUUGGCGAAGACGUGGACAACAACCUUGUCAUGCUUCAUGGGUAUGGGGCUGGUUUGGGCUUCUUCUAUAAAAACUUCGAGGCGUUGAGUCGGUUAGCAGGCUGGAAACUGUAUGCGUUGGACAUGCUGGGCAUGGGCCGCUCCAGUCGACCACCAUUCAGUGUCAAGGCAAAAGGUCGUGAAGAGAAGGCCAGGGAAGCAGAGUCGUGGUUUGUGGAUGCUCUGGAAGAGUGGAGAGUGAAGAAGGGCAUUGAUAAAAUGACACUAAUGGGGCAUAGUCUGGGAGGAUACAUGGCAGUAUGUUAUGCGCUCAAGUAUCCGGGACAUUUGAACAAGCUCAUUUUGGCGAGUCCCGUGGGCAUACCGGAGGACCCAUAUGCGGUAGACGACAAUGCAUCGGAGCCCGAGAGCAGCACGAUGCAGAGCGAAUUCACGCAAUCCCAAGGCCAGAGCACAUCAUCGCCUGCGAAGGUGCAAGCACAACCACCCAAGAGGAAAAUGCCGUGGUGGCUCACGAGCUUAUGGGACGCCAACAUUUCUCCCUUUUCAGUUGUGCGACUAUCAGGACCGCUCGGGCCACGUCUCGUAUCUGGUUGGACGAGUCGAAGAUUUUCACACCUCCCUGACGAGGAAGCUCAGGCGCUUCAUGACUAUUCCUAUUCCCUAUUUCGCCAGCGUGGUUCGGGCGAGUACGCUCUCGCACACGUCCUCGCGCCCGGAGCCUUUGCCCGGUCACCUCUGAUUCGCAGAAUCCAAGGCGUGGGGAGGCAAUAUCUAGAGCCUCACGCCACCCCUUCACCUGACAAUGCUUCGUCCAAGAGUGCAAACACCAAUGCAGCACGGCUACGCGAGACUGGUAUCCCGGUGGUGCUCAUGUAUGGCGAAAACGACUGGAUGGACGUGAAGGGUGGGCAUGCGAGUGUAGAGAAGAUGAAUGCUGAGAAGCAAAAGGCUUUAGAAAACGCAUCGGAGCGAGAAAAGCAGCUGGAGAACGGUGACUACAAAGUCAUCAUCACGAGAAAGGCGGGACAUCAUGUCUAUCUCGAUGGGCAUGAACAGUUCAACAACGACAUGUUGAAUGAGAUGAGAGAUGUGGAGAAGCGACAGAAGAGAUUAGCAGGAGUGCGGUAAAGAAGAAAAGAAUUUUAAAGAAAGGGUGUGGUAUUUUCUUCUUUUCUUUUGAUCAGCGGAGGUGUUUUGGGGGACCAUUUGUGAGCGUUGCGUUUCAACAAGACAUUAUACCACCCCAAUACUGGCUGGUGGGGGGUUUUACAUGCCAGAAGUGCCCCCAGUGAAGGGCCAAAUCAAUGAUCAUAGACUUUUUACUAAGAAUAGAGUAAGCAGCAAAUUCUCAUACCUUUGGUAGAUAGUACAUGUAUCUGUCUACCUAAAGGUAGGUAUCCAC
Molecule: messenger RNA, 2077 nt
Organism: Sphaerulina musiva SO2202
Lineage: Eukaryota; Fungi; Ascomycota; Dothideomycetes; Mycosphaerellales; Mycosphaerellaceae
Product: alpha/beta-hydrolase
Exons: 1
Coding region: 202-1803 (533 amino acids)
Biological process (GO): cardiolipin acyl-chain remodeling
Cellular component (GO): mitochondrial inner membrane
Molecular function (GO): A2-type glycerophospholipase activity
Source: RefSeq, a predicted model, not a curated record